AGCCAGCAUACCCUGCGGUUCUCCAGGACCAGGGUUGCCGACCCCUGGUGUAGUCCAUCCGGAUUUGAAAUAGUGUUUGGGUUUGUGCAUCUUAGUUCAGCCACCAUCUCUGCACCUGGAGGACGUGACGGCUAUCGCUUCCAUGGAUACAAGAUGAGACAAACCAAAACCCAGUUGUUUUGUUGCGUUACAAGUAUAGCAAGCUAGGUAACUUCCCUGCUACAGCGUUUAUACGUAGUUUAAAAUUUAGUGGAUGACCUUGCCCAUCAGCAUGUCGAACAGGACUUACAAUGAGAUGUGGGGAGAUGCCCAGGGGGAGCUUAACAAUUUGCUGACCCAGGAGCUGGCUGAGCAAGUACACCCUGAGAGGGACAGAGUUGUUUUCUUCCAGUGUUUGGUCACCCUCUAUGUGCGUUAUGUGAGAAUAUUUAGGCAGCUGGAGGUAGCAUUUGAUCAGAUUGUGCACCCCCAGAAGAGAAAGGUCAUCCGGGCUGUUUUGGAUGGUGUGAUGGGCCGUGUGCUGGAGCUCAAGAAUGAAAUGGUGGAGAAGGAGUUUUCUGAGUACCAUUACAUGGAUGAUGUCAUCCAAGACUUGAAGCUGACACCAGCAGACAUUGAGAUCCCAAUUCCAAGAUAUUUCCGCAGUGAGCAGCAAAAGGUGCUACAGGACAGAGAGAAGAUGCUAUCCAACGCUCUCCAAUUAAUGGGUGGGGUGGAAAGAACCACGGCUUUGGAAGUGCAUCCACUCAAUUUUGAAGAGGCCAUCAAGCUCAUACAAGUAUCUGAGAGAGCACGACAGGGACGGCUGCGGGCAGAGUUCAUGAGGGACAUCCAGAAAGAUGGAGAGAGACAGAGGAGGACCAAGGAUCGAGUCCUGGGGACGGCUGCCAUAACUCGUGCGGCAGUUAGCAUCCAGAAGGUAUGGAAAGGCUACCAACAGAGGAAGAAAACAAAGAAGGAGAGAGAAGAAGAGAUGAUUUUUCUGGGCAUGGCUCUGGACUCUGUCCACUCCCAACCAUGCUUUUCCUUAAAUGCCGCGCAGGCUAAUGAGGCCUGCAGGAGGCAUCGGCAAAACCAGUAUGAAGAGGACUUCCAGGACGCAGUUAUCGCUACAGCUGACCAGCUUAGAGAAGUGGAGGGGCCUGACAUGAAGGAGACCAUGAAGGACCAGAUCCGGCAGUGGUUCAUUGAAUGCCAUGAUGCAACAGGAAACUUCCCUGACUACCCAGAAGCGGAAGAUGGUGGCUCAGCGCUGAUAUUUUCGGACAAAACCCCUCAGCAGUUGAUAGAUGAACUGGCAGACAAGGAAGAAGAGGACAUCAAAAAGCCAAAAGUAAAGGAUGAGAAAAAGGAUAAAGGGAAAAAAAAUGCAGAACAGGAGGAGGAACCAGGUUUGACAAUGAUGCCAUCAGCUUUUCUAACAGACCUUGACAUCAGCCAGAAAACCUUUUCAGCAAUCUGGCAGAAACGUAAUGAGUCCAAGAACUUCAGCCAGAGACAUGAGGUUGAGCUGAUCAAAGAAGAAAAGAGGAAAGAGCUUGAGGCUGAAAUCAGGCUUCAGGUGGAUGAACUUAUGAGACAGGAGCUGGCUAACUGGAAGCUGGCCAUGAAUAAAGAUAAAGGAGGAAAAACCAAGGGUGCAAAGAAAAAGAAAGGAUCAAAAAGUGGAAAGAAGAAAAAAAGAGACAAAGACCUAACAGCUGAUAGGAGUAUCCAGUCCGUGUAUCAGGAGCUGGUUGAACAGGGCUUACUGAAGCAGGCAGAAGCAAUUCAUUUGGAGGACUAUUUAGGUGACUACAGCUAUCUUGGGACAACUCUACGACAGACGGAUAUCGAACCCAUGCCAUCCUUAUCAGAUGUGCGGCAAGUUCUAGCUUUGUAUGCCGUUUUACCAUUAGGGUCUCAGGCAGUUCACGAGAAAGCGCCACUUGUCAAGGCCAUCUUAUUGGCAGGACCAGCAGGUGUGGGUAAGAAGAUGCUGGUCCAUGCCAUCUGUCAAGAAACAGGAGCCAACCUUUUUGACCUCUCUCCUCAUAACCUGGCUGGGAAGUACCCAGGAAAAACUGGGUUGCAACUUAUGCUUCACAUGGUUUUCAAGGUUGCCAGAUUGAUGCAACCCUCUGUGGUUUGGAUUGGAGACGCAGAGAAGAUGUUUUAUAAGAAAGUACCAAAAGAGGAAAAGGAGUUGGAUCCAAAACGCUUGAAGAAAGAUUUGCCUAAGAUUCUCAAAACGAUCAAAGGUGGAGAUCGCAUUCUUAUUGUGGGCACAACUCAAGAGCCAUUUAAUGCAGACAUCAAAUCACUUUGCAAGGUGUACAGUAAGGUUGUCCUCAUUCCACGGCCAGACUAUGCUUCAAGAUAUGUAAUGUGGAAGCAGAUUAUCAUGAAGAAUGGUGGGGAGGUGACCAAAAUGUUGGACCUCAGCUCUUUGGCCAAGAUCUCAGAUGGUUACACACAGAGUCACAUGGUCCAGGUUGUCCAGUCUGUCUUGACAGAUCGCCGCAUACAACAGCUUUCCAAGAGACCACUGACUGCAUCGGAAUUUGUCAAACCACUGGCCAAGACUGACCCAGUGUUCCAGGAUGAAGAGGAAGCUUUUAAAAACUGGUAUGCUAAAACUCCUCAGGGGCGGAAACGAGCCAAAGCAGCCGCAGGCAAAGAUGGAGAAGAGGAGGCACCUCUGAAGGGAGACAAAGUUGCUAAUAAAAAAUGAAAUAUGUCUGCAACAACAAAAAC
Molecule: messenger RNA, 2736 nt
Organism: Conger conger (European conger)
Lineage: Eukaryota; Metazoa; Chordata; Actinopteri; Anguilliformes; Congridae
Exons: 19
Coding region: 254-2713 (819 amino acids)
Molecular function (GO): ATP hydrolysis activity; ATP binding; protein binding
Source: RefSeq, a predicted model, not a curated record